AUGUACUCCUACAAUACUUCCCCGAAUCCAAACCAGCCACCUCAUGUCCUACCAUACAAUGCAUACCCUCAAAAUAGACAACCACAUCCUCUCAAUCAGAGCUUUCGUUUUCCUCCUUCCGCCAUCGCACCCGAACGAUCUAGCUCACACUCCCAAAGCUAUAGAGAAGAUCCAGGUCACUCUGAAAGACCUAUGCAGCUCAACCCUCCAUCGUCAAGUUUCGCUUUUCGCCCAAUGGAAACCACUUCUCCCGCCAAUGAUGGUAUGAAAAGACUUAGGGGAUAUUAUGAUGAUCCGUCUGCUCAAGGAGUAGAUUACAGAGUGGAUGAGAACAUAUAUGAGAGAAGAAUCUCACCGAGCAAAAAAGCUUUAGCUAGAACAUUUGAGUAUCAAUUCUAUUCUGAUUACGAUCAACAAGCACAAAAAAAGAUGCCAGGACAUUAUUCAAUACAAUCAAUGAGUCAUGACUCCAUUCAGCAGAUGAUACCACUUCACCCUACAUCGUUACACAUUCACCAUCAUAGUCAACACCAUCAGUCUGAUCGAGCAAUGUUAGGAAUGUCAAGAUCAGGCACUCUUUCACCUCACUUCGAAACGGAACAGGACCACCCUUAUACCUAUACUCCACCUCCUUUCAAUAAAGCGUGGAAUAACGAUCAAUCUCCUCCAGCUUCCUUAUCGCCUCUAAACUAUCCCCAUCAAGGUAUAAUCUCGCCGACUUUAUCGGUCCUCUCAGCUCCUUACAAUACCUGUUCUCCUGUCGAGCAACGAAGAGUGGUUUCCCUCUCACCACAUCAUGGGAGUGGGGAGUUGAGUCCUUUCUCGGAAAAAAGAUAUAGAGGAAUUAGAGCAAGAGAAGGUGGACCUCCAAAAGCCGUAUUAGGUGGUCCAGGGGGUAAGACAUUUGAUGAGAUGUUAUCUGAGAGACCUCAAUCUUCGCCUUCUAGGAACGAAUAUAAGGCGCAGGGAGGGGAAAUUUUGAUACCAUCCAGAAAGACAAGUGGAAUCAGUCAAACUUCAGAACCAAGAUGGAAAGGGAAUCAAGCAAGAUUCAAGCCACCACCUACAAGCUAUUCGCCACCUGAUUCGCCACCAUCAUCCUCUUUGAUAGAACCCUCGGAGGGCGAACAGUCUGCUGAAGAUAGGAGACCUAGGAAAGAAGCUUUCCCUUGGCCUGAACGCGAGAUCCUUACGUCGCCUUCCGGGGUUCCGCUACCUCUCUCGCCGAACGACGUAGGAUGUGCGCCUGUACGAGAGCCUAGUACGAUUCUCAUUAGAGGAAGCGGAGAAGCUACUCAAGGAGUGUGGAGAGGAAAAGAAGUUUUGGUCUCAAUACCUGAUCAGGACUGCUGGAAAAGGAUCCGCCCUCCAACACCGUGCGAUCAAGGCGUGGCUGAUACAGAAGAUGAGAUCUCGGCUCUUCUACAACCUACUUCACCUGUUUCGAAUGCACCUGAUGGACCUGAAGAAGAAGGCGACGGAUCAAUCAAUGUAAUCGAAGAUUCAACUCAACUCAUCAACAACGAAGAUAAGUCUCAGGAGAAGGAGGAAGAUAUACCAUGGGAUGAACUCCCAGUCUCUCCCAUCAAUAAGGAUUUGAAGAAUCGUGACACUGAAGAGUCACCAAAAUCCUUACCUGUACGCAUUGAAUCCAAGAUGAGAGCCUGGAGCGACAAUAUAGCCAGCUGGGAAGAUGAAAGAGAGUCGACUUCUAGUCCUGCUCGCUUACAGACUCAAGUUGAAACGGAUCUCGACUUGUCUGUAACGUGUUUCGAGGAUACUGUUGUAGAGGACGGACACAACACGGUGCAAGAUGGCUCUCAAAAUUCAACUGUGCCAUCAUUCUCACUCGAGACUCGAUCAAGAUCGAAAUCCAAGAUGAGAGGAUGGGGUGAUGACGAUGAAGAUGAAGCAAGUAGGUCAGAAGAUGAAGAAGCUGUUUCAAGUCCGGCGAGAUUGGAAUGUGCAUCAAACGAUAAUUCCUUCAAAGUUGCUCAUGAAGUCCAUGAUGAUACUUGUUCUAAGAGUCGAUCCGCCCCUUCUCGACUGGUACCACUUCACAUGGAUCCAAGCGCUCAGAGCUUGAUUUCAUCUCCCGGACCAUCCAAGCUGCAUGCUUGGGCUGAAGAGGUUCCUGUCGAAUCACAGACCUCGGAACAAAAGGACGGAAACAAUAAUGUAUGGAAGUCAGAUGAGUUUCGGGACGACAUGAACAAGAGGCCUGCUGAGCUUCAAGAGGUUGGAGAAAGGCUUGUUAGAUCGAUAAAAGCUAGACGACCUGCUCACGACGAUGUGUCAGAUCGCGCUCAAACAGCGACCAUUCACUCACAGGCUGAUAAGAAGACGGGCUUAAGCAGCAAUUUGCUCAACUCGAGACAAUGGGCUAUCAAGCAAAUAGGCAAGGUAUUGGCGGAAGCAUCGACGGAUCAACACGACGAGACCCAGGAGGACUUGAUGGGUGAUUACUUACCUCUUCCAACAAUAGUAAAGAAACCUCGACUAGAUGUAGAGCAGAUUCAUCCCACAACGGAACCUUUCGAUAAAAGACAGGGACUAGAAGGUUAUAUUGCUUACAUGACGAAACUUGUUCCUGAACCUGCAAUACGAUAUCGAAAGGGAAAGGGACCUUCCGAUCUUCAAAAGCCUUUAUUGGGGUUCAAAGUACCAGAGAUUAACCCAACUGCGGAACCCUUCGUUCCGAAAUCGAUUUUGAUUCAACCUGCUGCAGCUUCUCAACAGUCAUUGUAUCCGGAUGCCGCGCCAUUCUUUCCAUCAUCUGCAAGUUCCAACUUCUUCAACAGUGAAUUCCUUACUUCGGCAAUUGCACACGGACCCAGUGAUCUGCCACACAGUCUUCCCCCAGUGACUGAACCGGAUGCUUCACAUCAUGAGCAAAUAUCAUCCAGCGAAAUAGCUAAGAAACUCCGUCCGACAGCUUCCGCUUUCGUUCCGCCUCAAUCCUUCGCUGCGAGUUCAGGUGCCUUUACCUUUGACUUCCCUGCUCGCAACAAUUCGAACCAUGAAGCGGCAUCUAUCACAUCAAGGAAUAAUGAAGCUACACCUCGACUCACAGAAAACGCUUUAGUCUUCUCUCAAAACUCUGUUACAGCACCUACCAGCACACUUUUCAAACCUACAGCUCCUCUUUUGGUUCCGAUCACUAACAGUAUCUCCUCUACUACGUCGCAUUCUGAGGCACCGAUCACUACAAGUCGGCGGUUUGGUACAACCGGUCCCUCAAACUCAAAUGAGCCCAUCCUUCCCUCUCCUUUUAGGCUUGACGACUUUGGACGAGCUCCUGCGGCACUAGCCCCGACAGUAUCAUCGCCAGAAAGAGGAAGAGCUGAUAUCGUUGCUUUUGAACCAUCGACGCCGAUUGGUGUACAGAGCGAUCGUUCGCACCAUGAUGAAGACCUCAGUGAUGUCCUCCGCGGUGCAGAAGUCGUGCCUCACGAGGUCUCGGGCGUAAGGGAAGCUUCUCCUCGACCCAACGAAGGAUCGAUACUUUCGGGGUCGUUCGACGAAAGUACAGAUCCUUCCAGAUCAUCGUUUUCCAGAAGACCUUCUCGAGAGAUUCGUCUUUCCUCAAAUCAUAGCGAAGAGAACUCGUACCAUCCAUUGGAUACUCCAUCUGUUGAUGAUGUCGAAUCUGUUAUCCCUCUAGAACAGCUCAUAAUUAACUCUUCCCUUCCUGUUCAGCCACCACUCCAUUCCCAGUCAGAAGUCAAUGCGGCACCUGAUGCCCCUGCUUCGACAAGGAUACAUGGUCCACCAAACGUGGGAAACUCUGGACUAGAUCCCCUUUCACCGAAAGUCAAGCACAAUGCGCAAGCAGCACAAGGGUCUACCAAGUCUUUUCCACUGAUCCCACUACAGACACCUCCGACUUCUGCAACGUUCAGCUCUCAUUCCAGAUUGGAUGAUGCGCAAGCCCCGGAAGGAACAAUUACUACAGGGGCAUAUAUGACGGCUGAGGGGUCGCCUGUGAUCCCAACUUCCCGAGACAUCAUUCGAAUGGAUGAACAUGUUGAAACUAUGAAGGUGAUGGAAGGCUUUGUAGAUUGCCAAGAUGAGGUGGGCUACAGGAGAGAAGAUCACAGAACAGGUAGAUCUACUGCACCUAGUCCAGAAUUACCUUCUCCUACAUCAUGCGAAGCUACAUCAAUGCAGAAUGUGAAAACUGCGGGAGUCAUCGUCGAUGCUAUUCAAGCUUCAAUCAGAUCAGAUGAUAUCGAACAAAUAACAUCGACACUGGAGGAGCAGUCGAACAUCCUCCAUACAUUACACAAACACAAAACAUCGCCCCUUACACGUACAGAAUUCCCUGAACUACUGGAGGUCCUGACUCAAUACAAAGAUCUUUUCACAGCUAUAAUUACAGGGCAACAUACGAUCAUGGGCAAAUUCGAUGAAGUCGCAUCUACACAGGUGUCAGAAACCACCAUCAUUUCACAAGCUAUAGAGUCUCUUCGGUCUGCAACUGAGCGUUACUCAACAUAUCAAGAUGAACAGAACAGUCAAAUAGCACCGUUGCGAAAAGAAAUCGACGAUUACAAAAGUAGAUUAUCGGAAUCUCGAACUGGAAAUGACUUACUAAAACGUAGACUUGAAGAUGGAAAAAGAGAAAUCGAAGAAUUAAAAGAUCAAUUGAAAUCAACAAUAACUCGCAUGGAGGAAAUGACAUUAUCACAACAGAAUGAGAAAGAAGGUCAAGUGAAUCAGAUAGCUAGAACUAUAGCUGCCGAGUCAGAAAGAGAUCAUUUGGCUAAAACAUUGAACGAGAAAGGUGGCAUAGAACAGGACCUGAGAGCUGAGCUGAGGGAAUAUCAAGAACAACUGGAGAAAGAACGAUUGGAAAGUCGAGUCAAAUUAUCCGAAAAAGAAUCACAGAUAACAGUCUUGAAAUCUCAAUUACAAGCAAAUGACUUGAUAUCACAAUUAGUUUCAACAUCGGCAUCAGCAUUAGAUGAAAUGAGUCAAGAUACAAUGACGUUCCAAGAUGAAAUGAUGAACAGAAUAUCCAAGUUGGACGAAAAUGUGCACGAGUCUAUGGGAAAUAGAGACAAAGAGUACGAAAUUGUGUUAGAUAGGAAUAGGUUUCUUCAAGGUGAAGUUGAUACUUUACAUCAACGGCUCGAAGGUUCAGCAGAUCGAUUUGCCAAACUUCAAUCAUCGAUCUCUGAUACUCUUUCAUCUAAUGCAUCCGCGCAGAAAUCUUUGACCGAUCAGCUCGCGCUUGAAGCCCAGAGACGAGAAGAUACCGAGAUGAUAUUAGAGAAUAUAAAGAAAAAUUUGGAAAAGGCUAAAGAAGAGACAUUGAAUUGGAACAUAAUCGCUGCUGAGCGUCAGGCCAUGGCAAAGAUGCAAGAGGUGCGACUACAAGCAAUAAGUCAAGAAAAUGUAUACUGGCGUCAGUUCGCUUUGGAGCAUGAUAGGAGAAGAUUUCAGAGCUUCAUGUCUACCAACCCAUUCAAAAGCGGCGAAGAAUCCGUUCAAGACUGUAUGAGUGUGAAUCAAGACAAGAUAGGGAUAGCUGAACAUAUGAGAAGGGCAGAUGAUCAUGGGACAUGGUAUGACGAGAAAAAGUAG
This is a messenger RNA of Kwoniella shivajii, 5589 nucleotides long. RefSeq lists its product as uncharacterized. The transcript has 9 exons. Lineage: Eukaryota; Fungi; Basidiomycota; Tremellomycetes; Tremellales; Cryptococcaceae. The record is from RefSeq and is a predicted model, not a curated record. Bases 1 to 5589 code for a protein of 1862 amino acids.